Penicillium canariense is the source of this 1683-nucleotide messenger RNA. Its product is annotated as putative MFS myo-inositol transporter. The record is from RefSeq and is a predicted model, not a curated record. The transcript is spliced from 3 exons. Gene Ontology annotation, molecular function: myo-inositol:proton symporter activity. Lineage: Eukaryota; Fungi; Ascomycota; Eurotiomycetes; Eurotiales; Aspergillaceae. Gene Ontology annotation, cellular component: membrane. Gene Ontology annotation, biological process: transmembrane transport. Bases 1 to 1683 code for a protein of 560 amino acids.
AUGCCGAUAGAUGGAACACCAGCAGAUGACAAUACAGACGAAGCAGAGCUCCAAGAUAUGAUUCCAAGGGAGGAGGCAGACCAGUCCGGCCCACAUGAGCCGCUCCUCGCACCGACCGGCGCCUCUCCCGACUACGAGGCCGAUGACGAGAUUCCCGCAUCCGAACUCAGAUACUCCGGAGGGUGGUUCAUAUGGAUCUUGACCUUUUCGGCCGGUCUAAGUGGCCUAUUGUUUGGUUAUGACACUGGUGUCAUCUCCUCCACACUCGUGACCAUUGGCUUUGAUCUCUCCAAUCGCCCGCUGACGACCCUUGACGAGAGCCUCAUUACAUCAUGUACUAGCUUGUUUGCUUUGAUAGCCAGCCCCUUCACUGGCGUUCUGGCAGACAAGUGUGGCCGUCGUCGCGUUAUCCUCGUCGCUGAUGUCUUAUUUGCUGUUGGUGCACUGAUCCAGGCCUCUACAAGCCAGGUCUGGGGGAUGAUUGUGGGUCGCAGCAUUGUUGGUCUCGCGGUUGGCAGCGCGAGUGCUGUGACUCCAUUGUAUAUUUCAGAGGUGGCACCUUCACAUAUAAGAGGGCGGCUGGUUACAAUCCUGAGCCUGUUGAUUACCGGUGGUCAAGUCGUUGCAUACGUCAUCGGCUGGCUCUUUUCCCGAACUACUGGAGGCUGGCGCUGGAUCGUUGGUCUCGGAGCGGCACCGGCGUUUCUGCAGUUUGCGGUCCUUAUGAUUUUACCAGAAACUCCUCGAUGGCUCGUGCAGGCUGGUUUCGAUAACCAGGCAGUGGUCGUUUUGACACGGAUAUACCAGGACUGCCCAGGCUGUGACCGGGUCGUCCGCCGAGUCAUGCGCGACAUCAAAGGAGAGAUUGCCGAGGAGGCACUGGAGCUGGGACCGAGCAAAGUUCCAGGCACUCAACCACAGUGGCUCUACGAUGCCUCCCAGCGGGCGCGUGAUCUUUUCCAUAAUGGCGGCAAUCGCCGGGCCUUGACAAUCGCCAUGAUGCUCCAGGGUCUCCAGCAAUUGUGUGGCUUCAAUAGCCUGAUGUACUUUUCUGGGAUCAUUUUUACAGCCCUUUCUUUUUCGUCGCCGACGUUGACUUCUCUAACUGUGGCGGUGACCAACUUCCUGUUCACCCUAGUUGCUUUCGGACUGAUUGAUAGGAUUGGACGAAGGCGCAUUCUACUCUAUUCGAUACCAGUGAUGGUUGUUGCACUGGCCUUCUGUGCUCUCUCAUUCUCCUCAUUGGAUGUGUCCUGGGAUCCUCAGCCCCCUUCGCGCCAUCGAGACGCACCCGAUAAGCAGGGAGCAUUCUACCCCUUGAUGAUUCUGCUCUGCUUGACCAUCUACACCGCGGCCUACGCAUUCGGACUCGGCAAUGUACCCUGGCAACAAUCGGAGUUGUUUCCCCUAAAUGUGCGCUCCUUGGGAUCAGGCCUGGCUACUGCGACGAACUGGGGAUCAAACUUCCUUGUCGGACUCACCUUCCUUCCCAUGAUGAAGUGGAUGUCCCCAACUUGGACAUUCGCCGUCUACGCGCUUGUGUGUGCCAUCGGAUGGGUGGCAGUGCGUGCAAUCUACCCAGAAAUGAGUGGAAUGGGCCUCGAAGACGUCAAAGGCCUUUUGGCCGAUGGGUGGGGUGUGGAGGAAAGCCUGCGUCGUAGGGCCGAUGCUCAGCAAGAAUAG